Molecule: messenger RNA, 614 nt
Organism: Tripterygium wilfordii
Lineage: Eukaryota; Viridiplantae; Streptophyta; Magnoliopsida; Celastrales; Celastraceae
Product: casparian strip membrane protein 1-like
Exons: 3
Coding region: 9-587 (192 amino acids)
Source: RefSeq, a predicted model, not a curated record
CAUCAAAAAUGUCAGAAACACCAGCAGAACAAACGAAGACAGAGCCAGUCCAGGCAGGGGAAGUUGCACGUCCACCACCGCUGCGCCUUCACAGAGGAAUCUCAGUACUAGACUUGGUCCUGAGAAUUGUUGCUGUUGCGGGAACAUUAGCAAGUUCCAUAGCCAUGGCUACGACGAAUCAAACGCUUCCCUUUAUCACUCAGAAUUUCCAAUUCAGGGCGGAGUAUAAUGACCUCCCCGCGUUCACGUUCUUCGUGAUCACGAAUUCUAUCGUAUGUGGAUAUCUUGUGUUCUCUCUCCCAUUAUCUAUCUUUCACAUCAUCAAGAGUGCUGCAAAGAAAAGUAGGAUUGUCUUGUUAACCUUCGACGCGGCAAUGCUGGCUCUAGUCACAGCAGGGGCCUCUGCAGCAGCAGCUACUGUAUACUUGGCUCAUAAGGGGAAUGUUAAUGCUAAUUGGCCUGCAGUUUGCCAACAAUUCGACUUGUUUUGUGAGCGAACUUCGGGUUCCUUGAUCGGCUCUUUUGGCUCAGCGAUCAUGCUUAUACUGAUUAUCAGUACCUCAGCUGUUGCCAUUUCUUUACUCUAAUUAGUACAUGUAACUUUGAAAUACUGA